CUAAGAAGACAUUUGGUUACCUAAUAAUAUGCCAGUUAAAAAAAUUUAGAAUAUUUUUAAAAUAAAAAAUUAUUUGGCUAAUAUUAAAAUAAAUAAAAUAACACAAAAUGGGUAACGCUUUUGCGUUGUAUGCAAAACCAGAUGUUACACCACACCCGUUGAAAGAACCUUCAUUUGAUCCACUAUAUGGGUUCCCAAAUGGAAGAAAAGAACGUGUAAUGGUUGCAACAGAAGCAGAAAUGCAAUCUGCAAAACUACCAUUAGCCGAUCGUGAUUAUUGUGCACAUAAAUUAUUAAAAUAUCGUGCCUGCCGAGCAGAUGUAUUUCCAUUUUUAUUUAAAUGUCAUCAUGAACGACACGAAUACCUUAAUUGUGAAUAUGAAGAUUACGUUUUACGUAUGAAAGAAUAUGAACGAGAACGUAGGUUAUUGCAAAGAAAAGCAGAUAGAGAAAAGUCGGGCAAAGGUGAUGAAUAGGAGUAACGGUUAGCAAUAUUUCCAUUCAUUUAUGUAGAAAAUUUUUAAAUUGUACAAUGAAUUGAAAAUAAACAUUGGUUCAUGGUAAAACUAAAUCAAA
This is a messenger RNA of Condylostylus longicornis, 576 nucleotides long. It is a transcript of the gene ND-B18, whose product is annotated as NADH dehydrogenase [ubiquinone] 1 beta subcomplex subunit 7. Bases 108 to 476 code for a protein of 122 amino acids. The transcript has a single exon. Lineage: Eukaryota; Metazoa; Arthropoda; Insecta; Diptera; Dolichopodidae. The record is from RefSeq and is a predicted model, not a curated record. Gene Ontology annotation, cellular component: mitochondrion.